Messenger RNA from Aedes albopictus (Asian tiger mosquito), 4212 nucleotides. RefSeq lists its product as uncharacterized. The transcript has a single exon. The record is from RefSeq and is a predicted model, not a curated record. Gene Ontology annotation, biological process: DNA integration. Gene Ontology annotation, molecular function: zinc ion binding; nucleic acid binding. NCBI's taxonomy places the organism in Eukaryota, Metazoa, Arthropoda, Insecta, Diptera, Culicidae. The coding region runs from base 1 to 4212 and encodes 1403 amino acids.
AUGGCGGAAGACUCUGAUGAUGAGAAUGCUGUCGGCGGUGGAGCCGUCGCUGCUGCUGCGAUCAUACCGCCUACCUUUGUUCUUGAGGCAUUCGACAAACACAAAUCGAAGUGGGGGCGAUGGGUAAAACGCUUCGAAGGAGCGCUCCAGAUUUUCGGCAUCGGACCGGCGAUGAAAAGGAACAUGCUACUUCAUUACAUGGGAGCCGAGACAUAUAAUUUGCUCUGCGACCAUCUCUCCCCAGAAGAUCCGGAAGCCAAAACCUACGACGAAAUCGUUACGUUGCUGGAGCAGUACUUCGAUCCAGAGCCGUUAGAGAUGGUGGAGCUGUGGAAGUUUCGCCAGCGGAUGCAACGUGAAGGCGAAACCGUUGCGGAAUACAUAACGGCACUGCAGCGAGAAGCCAAGUACUGCGGUUUUGGAGAUUACUUGCAGAAAGGACUACGGAAUCAGUUGGUGUUCGGUCUGCGGAACCAGAGGAUCCGGAGCCGACUGAUUGAAGAGAAGGGACUAACUUUUGACAAGGCUAAGCAGAUCGCGCUAUCAAUGGAGGCAUCCGGCGAGGGUGCGGAAGUGCUGAAUCGACGGAUGCAGGAAGUCAAUCUGAUGGAUCGUAAGAGGCUUCACGCCGGAAGGGAUUCAGCAGCCACCGCAGCCACGAAGGUAACUAAUCCUACUAACAAGUUUACAUGUUUCCGCUGCGGAAGUGAGGCACACUUGGCUGAUAAGUGUGAACAUAAAAACAAAAUUUGCGGCCUGUGCAAAAAGAAGGGCCAUUUGAAGCGGGUGUGCCUCAGCUCCAAUGCAAACCAUUCUCAAAUGAGUAAGAAUCAGAACCGAACGAAGAAACACUCAACAAACUUUGUUGAAGAUGAUGUAUCUGAAUCAGAGUGCUCAGAUGGAGACCGGGUGUAUGUUGUUGAUGUAUGUAAGUUGGAACACCGGUCUAAUGAUUUGUCAAAGAUUUUUCUCAAGGUUAUUAUGGGGGGAGCACUAGUUCAGUUUGAGGUUGAUAGCGGAUCUCCGGUAUCGUUGAUCAGUAGUACUGACAAGGUCAAGUUUUUGAACGAUUUGCCAUUGCAAUCAACAGAUAUUGAACUGCGUAGUUACUGUGGAAACAAAAUCGGGGUCAUUGGCGUCAUUCAGACGGAAGUUGAGCACGGAAACCAGACGGAACGUUUGCGUUUGUUUGUAGUGGAGGGAAGGCGGCAUCCAUUACUGGGACGUGAGUGGAUGCGAACUCUACGGUUGGACUGGAAUGACAUCCUGGGGGGUUCUGUUAGUUCUGUUGACAAAAUUACUUUGCAUGCUCCUCUCCCAGCGGCGGUUAAGGGGUUGAUUGAAGAGUUUCCUUCCGUAUUCGAUGAAUCGAUGGGUAACAUUGAAGGUAUACAAGCCGCUUUGCACUUCAAACCGGAUUCAAAACCUGUUUUUCUCAAGGCACGGCCACUGCCGUUUUCGAUUCGUGAUUCCGUAGAACAAGAGAUCCAUAGCAUGGUCGAGAAAGGUGUUUUGGUGAAAGUUAAUCGUAGUGAAUGGGCCACACCGGUCGUACCAGUAAUGAAAUCUGGGGGCAGAAUUCGUUUGUGCGGGGAUUACAAACUCACUGUGAACAAGAGUUUGGUAGUCGACGAACAUCCACUUCCUACGAUCAACGAGAUGUUCUCUAACAUGGCAGGUGGACAGAAAUUCACCAAGUUAGAUCUGACUCAAGCAUACUUGCAAAUGUCAGUAAGGCAAGAGGAUCAACCAAUGCUAACGUUGAAUACCCAUCUUGGUCUGUAUCAGCCAACAAGGCUGAUGUAUGGAGUCGCUUCUGCACCAGCCAUCUUUCAGAGAGAGAUCUCUCAAAUUCUACAGGGAAUUCCUGGAGUCACGGUAUUUCUUGACGAUGUGGAAGUUACGGGUCCAGACGAUGAAACACAUUUGAAUCGGCUGCGUGAGGUACUAAAAAGGUUUCAUGAACACAAUAUGCGGGUUAAUGUCAAGAAAUGUGAGUUUUUCGCCGAUAGCAUCGAGUAUUGCGGGUACAUCGUUGAUCAGCAUGGGAUUCACAAGAUGAAGCAGAAGGUCGAUGCCAUCCAAAACAUGCCACGUCCAGAGAAUCGCGAACAGGUCCGUGCGUUUUUAGGGCUCGUAAACUAUUACGGCAGAUUUAUGAAAAAUCUGAGUACGAAGGUAUAUCCAAUAAAUAACCUACUGAAGGACAAGACCCCAUUUGUGUGGACUGAUGCCUGCGAGCGAGCUUUUCUAUGGGUGAAAUCAGAGAUGCAGUCGGAACGUGUGUUGGUGCAUUAUGAUGCAAAGUUGCCGCUGGUUCUAGCUACGGACGCUUCGCCGUAUGGAGUGGGGGCAGUAUUGAGUCACAUUUACCCAGAUGGUAGCGAACGGCCAAUUCAGUACGCUUCGCAAACACUCAAUGCUACUCAGCAAAAGUAUAGUCAGGUAGACAAAGAGGCGUACGCGAUUAUCUUUGGUGUUCGGAAAUUCCAUCAGUAUCUCUUUGGGCGGAAGUUUAUUUUGGUUACGGACAACAAGCCUGUUGUACAGAUAUUUUCGCCAGACAAAGGAUUGCCAACACUCUGCGCAUUGCGUAUGCAGCAUUACGCGGUCUUCCUUGAGUCUUUCGAUUUUCAAAUUCGCUUCCGUGCUUCUAAGGAUCAUGGAAAUGCUGACGGAAUGUCGCGCUUACCGGUUGUUGAUCGAAGUAAUCGGAAUCAGGUAGAGGAAGUCGAUGUUGUUCAGGUUAGUCAGAUUGAAACGCUUCCGGUAGACUCCAAAGAACUCGGUGAGGCUACUACUAGGGAUAGAAGUGUCAAAGAACUGAUUCAAGCGUUGAAGUCGGGUCGUACUGUGGAAGGUCGUUUCAGGUUUGGUGUGGAUCAGAAAGAAUUCAGUUUGCAGGGUUCGUGUUUGAUGCGCGGAAUUCGGGUAUACGUUCCUCCAACCCUUCGCAGUCGUGUUUUGGACGAACUGCAUGCUGGUCAUUUCGGAGUAUCCAGGAUGAAGUCGUUGGCGAGAUCCUACUGUUGGUGGGAGAAUAUCGAUCGGGAUAUAGAGGAGAUAGCUCGGAACUGUGUGGACUGUGCUCGCGUUCGAUCAAACCCCGCUAAAGUACCAGUUCAUUGCUGGGAACGUCCUUCAGAGCCGUUCCAAAGGAUUCAUGCUGAUUUUGCAGGACCGUUUAUGGGGCUGUAUUUCUUGAUCAUAGUCGAUGCUCACAGCAAAUGGCCUGAAGUGAAGGUUAUCCCCGAUAUGACUACGGAAACAACGAUUGAAAAGAUGAGGGAGUUUUUCGCUGUAUUUGGGUUGCCAUCAGUUCUAGUGACGGAUCGAGGAACUCAAUUUACGUCGGACCAGUUCCAAAAGUUUCUCAAGAGAAACGGGAUUGUGCAUAAGAUGGGAGCACCAUACCAUCCCGCGACGAAUGGUCAGGCGGAAAGGUAUGUCCAGACGUUCAAAGACAAAAUCAAAGCGCUGAAAUGUCCACGCUCUGAGGUGCACGUAGAGCUUCAACAGAUACUGAUGGCAUAUCGAAGAACAGUGCAUCCUACAAUAGGAAAAAGUCCAUCGAUGCUGGUGUUUGGACGGCAGAUUAAGUCUCGUCUUGAUCUCUUGAUUCCCAGACAGGAUGAACAAAGGUCAACACACGAGGAUCUUCGAGGGGAGGAAAAGUCGAUGCGUUCGUUCAUGAUCGAUGACAGAGUGGCUGCACGGGAUUUUAUGUCACAAUCAGAAAAGUGGAGGUUCGGUUUUGUUGUUGAGAGAGUCGGGAAGCUCCACUAUAUGAUCGAGUUGGAUGACGGUAGAAUGUGGAAGCGGCAUGUCGAUCAAUUGAAGCCGGGACCAGUGCCAGGACCCGUUACUCAGCGUGCUGAACUGCGUGAACAGGUUCCAGAUGAUAUCCAGCGACGUCGUGAAAUGUUGAUGCCAGGAUCCCAGGACUAUCAGCCUGCAGUUCAGGUAAAAGCGGAACUGGACAUUACUGAACCAGAAUCAGAUGUUACCGAAGGCGAUUCUGCUCAAAAUAUGUUAACACCUCUCAUUUCUCGACAAACUACUCCUAUCAGUACUGCGAUCAACGAUGCGGGAACAGGUUCAAGGGUACAAGAGAAGCGGAGUGUAAAGUCUAGAACCUUGGUAGAUAAUGCUGGUGAGACAGUUAGAAGAUCAACUCGAGAAAGAAAGGCUCCGCAUAGAUUGGACCUGUAA